Molecule: messenger RNA, 13613 nt
Organism: Nematostella vectensis (starlet sea anemone)
Lineage: Eukaryota; Metazoa; Cnidaria; Anthozoa; Actiniaria; Edwardsiidae
Exons: 2
Coding region: 12-11597 (3861 amino acids)
Source: RefSeq, a predicted model, not a curated record
UUCUUUUCUGCAUGAUUCAGUUGAGGCCACAAAGCCAAACAAGCACUAUGUCCCGAGUGCUGGUGGUGGUUUUGGUAGCAGCGACGCUCAUCCCUUUCGAGGGUGUGGCAGCGAAAGAGAAGUCAGAUCUAAGCGACCACCAAGACACUGGUUUGAAGGGCCGCACAAAGUUCUUGGAUGCAGUUGGUAGAUUGAGUCAUAAGGACUUGUCAGCUGUAAAAAGCGAUGCAAAGGCGGGCCUUGAAAAGCUUAACACAGGCCAAAGCUGGGCGCCGGAAUUGACAUCCAUUCAAAUAGGAGGCCCCGACGAGGAAAAUGAUGCUCGCUCUGAGAAAGAGGAAUUGAAUAAAAAUUCAAUAGAUUCUGAGCAAGAUUCUGCAGGGAAUGAUAACGAUAAGAAAGCUAUGUCUGACAAGACCGAUAAAGACUCUUUGCUACGGAGCAAAGAGCGGAAAGGUGCUGAUUACGAAAACUCGCUUUAUUCUUAUCUGGCACCACAAGAACAAGGAAACGUUGGCAAUGCUUUAUCUGAUGGCACGUUGCAAGUAAUUCAAAGCCAAAAGACAGAACAAGAUGCUGGUAUUGAUUCGCUUAGUUCGGGAGACGCUUUGAGUAUGACCUCAAAUGAAAGAUUAUUGAAAGAAAAAAAGAACCUGUUUGGGACUAGCUUUGACGGGAAAGAUGAUCAGAGUUAUAAGGAAAAUAUCCCAAGACUCAAAAGACAAGCGAUAUUAUUCUGCGGAUCAAGACCAUUCAACCCCGUCAGUCAUAUUUGCUGUUCUGGACGAGUUGUCACACGUCGUCAUGGCAGAUUUACAUCUUGUUGCCGCUACACAGCGUACAACCGUCUGACCCAGAUCUGCUGCUACCAAAACAUCCUCCCAAGACGAUAUGGGGUCCACACUUCCUGCUGUGUACGCAGGACAUAUGACAACAGAAGGUACAUUUGCUGUUCUGGACGAGUUGUACCACGUCGUUUUGGUAGGAAUACAUCUUGUUGCCGCUACACACCGUACAACCGACUGACCCAGAUCUGCUGCUACCCAAAUAUCCUCCCAAGACGAUAUGGCGUUUACACUUCGUGCUGUGGACGCCAGACAUAUGACAACAGGAGGUACAUUUGCUGUUCUGGACGAGUUGUCUUACGUCGAUAUGGCAAGAAUACAUCUUGUUGCCGCUACACACCAUACAACCCACUGACCAAGAUCUGCUGCUACCCAACUGUCCUCCCAAGACGGUAUGGCGUUUACACUUCGUGCUGUGGACGCCAGACAUAUGACAACAGGAGGUACAUUUGCUGUUCUGGACGAGUUGUUUUACGUCGAUAUGGCAAGAAUACAUCUUGUUGCCGCUACACACCAUACAACCCACUGACCAAGAUCUGCUGCUACCCAAAUAUCCUCGCAAGACGAUAUGGUGUUUACACUUCGUGCUGUGGACGCCAGACAUAUGACAACAGAAGGUACAUUUGCUGUUCUGGACGAGUUGUCCCACGUCGUUUUGGCAGGAAUACUUCUUGUUGCCGCUACACACCCUACAACCGACUGAAGCAGAUCUGCUGCUACCCAAAUAUCCUCCCAAGGCUAUAUGGGGUCCACACUUCGUGCUGUGUACGCAGGACAUAUGACAACAGAAAGUACAUUUGCUGUUCUGGACGAGUUGUCCCACGUCGUUUUGGUAGGAAUACUUCAUGUUGCCGCUACACACCCUACAACCGACUGAAGCAGAUCUGCUGCUACCCAAAUAUCCUCCCAAGACGAUAUGGCGUUUACACCUCGUGCUGUGGACGCCAGACAUAUGACAACAGGAGGUACAUUUGCUGUUCUGGACGAGUUGUCCCACGUCGCUUUGGAAGGAAUACUUCAUGUUGCCGCUAUACACCGUACAAUCGACUGACCCAAACCUGCUGCUACCCAAAUAUUCUCCCAAGACGAUAUGGGGUCUACACUUCAUGCUGUGUACGCCAGACAUACGACAACAGAAAGUUUAUUUGCUGUUCUGGACGAGUUGUCCCACGUCGUUUUGGAAGGAAUACUUCUUGUUGCCGUUACACACCCUACAACCGACUAAAGCAGAUCUGCUGCUACCCAACUGUCCUCCCAAGACGGUAUGGCGUUUACACUUCGUGCUGUGGACGCCAGACAUAUGACAACAGGAGGUACAUUUGCUGUUCUGGACGAGUUGUUUUACGUCGAUAUGGCAAGAAUACAUCUUGUUGCCGCUACACACCAUACAACCCACUAACCAAGAUCUGCUGCUACCCAAAUAUCCUCCCAAGACGAUAUGGCGUUUACACUUUGUGCUGUGGACGCCAGACAUAUGACAACAGGAGGUACAUUUGCUGUUCUGGACGAGUUGUUUUACGUCGAUAUGGCAAGAAUACAUCUUGUUGCCGCUACACACCAUACAACCCACUGACCAAGAUCUGCUGCUACCCAAAUAUCCUCCCAAGACGAUAUGGCGUUUACACUUCCUGCUGUGGACGCCAGACAUAUGACAACAGGAGGUACAUUUGCUGUUCUGGUCGAGUUGUUUUACGUCGAUAUGGCAAGAAUACAUCUUGUUGCCGCUAUACACCGUACAAUCGACUGACCCAAACCUGCUGCUACCCAAAUAUUCUCCCAAGACGAUAUGGGGUCUACACUUCAUGCUGUGUACGCCAGACAUACGACAACAGAAAGUUUAUUUGCUGUUCUGGACGAGUUGUCCCACGUCGUUUUGGAAGGAAUACUUCUUGUUGCCGUUACACACCCUACAACCGACUAAAGCAGAUCUGCUGCUACCCAACUGUCCUCCCAAGACGGUAUGGCGUUUACACUUCGUGCUGUGGACGCCAGACAUAUGACAACAGGAGGUACAUUUGCUGUUCUGGACGAGUUGUUUUACGUCGAUAUGGCAAGAAUACAUCUUGUUGCCGCUACACACCAUACAACCCACUGACCAAGAUCUGCUGCUACCCAAAUAUCCUCCCAAGACGAUAUGGCGUUUACACUUUCUGCUGUGGACGUCAGACAUAUGACAACAGGAGGUACAUUUGCUGUUCUGGUCGAGUUGUUUUACGUCGAUAUGGCAAGAAUACAUCUUGUUGCCGCUACACACCAUACAACCCACUGACCAAGAUCUGCUGCUACCCAAAUAUCCUCCCGAGACGAUAUGGCGUUUACACUUCGUGCUGUGGACGCCAGACAUAUGACAACAGAAAGUACAUUUGCUGUUCUGGACGAGUUGUACCACGUCGGUUUGGUAGGAAUACAUCUUGUUGCCGCUACACACCAUACAACAGACUGGCCAAGAUCUGCUGCUUCCCAAAUAUCCUCCCAAGACGAUAUGGCGUUUACACUUCGUGCUGUGGACGCCAGACAUAUGACAACAGAAAGUACAUUUGCUGUUCUGGACGAGUUGUCCCACGUCGUUUUGGUAGGAAUACUUCAUGUUGCCGCUACACACCCUACAACCGACUGAAGCAGAUCUGCUGCUACCCAAAUAUCCUCCCAAGACGAUAUGGCGUUUACACCUCGUGCUGUGGACGCCAGUCAUAUGACAACAGGAGGUACAUUUGCUGUUCUGGACGAGUUGUCCCACGUCGCUUUGGAAGGAAUACUUCAUGUUGCCGCUAUACACCGUACAAUCGACUGACCCAAACCUGCUGCUACCCAAAUAUUCUCCCAAGACGAUAUGGGGUCUACACUUCAUGCUGUGUACGCCAGACAUACGACAACAGAAAGUUUAUUUGCUGUUCUGGACGAGUUGUCCCACGUCGUUUUGGAAGGAAUACUUCUUGUUGCCGUUACACACCCUACAACCGACUAAAGCAGAUCUGCUGCUACCCAAUUGUCCUCCCAAGACGGUAUGGCGCUUACACUUCGUGCUGUGGACGCCAGACAUAUGACAACAGGAGGUACAUUUGCUGUUCUGGACGAGUUGUUUUACGUCGAUAUGGCAAGAAUACAUCUUGUUGCCGCUACACACCAUACAACCCACUAACCAAGAUCUGCUGCUACCCAAAUAUCCUCCCAAGACGAUAUGGCGUUUACACUUUGUGCUGUGGACGCCAGACAUAUGACAACAGGAGGUACAUUUGCUGUUCUGGACGAGUUGUUUUACGUCGAUAUGGCAAGAAUACAUCUUGUUGCCGCUACACACCAUACAACCCACUGACCAAGAUCUGCUGCUACCCAAAUAUCCUCCCAAGACGAUAUGGCGUUUACACUUCCUGCUGUGGACGCCAGACAUAUGACAACAGGAGGUACAUUUGCUGUUCUGGUCGAGUUGUUUUACGUCGAUAUGGCAAGAAUACAUCUUGUUGCCGCUACACACCAUACAACCCACUGACCAAGAUCUGCUGCUACCCAAAUAUCCUCCCGAGACGAUAUGGCGUUUACACUUCGUGCUGUGGACGCCAGACAUAUGACAACAGAAAGUACAUUUGCUGUUCUGGACGAGUUGUACCACGUCGGUUUGGUAGGAAUACAUCUUGUUGCCGCUACACACCAUACAACAGACUGGCCAAGAUCUGCUGCUUCCCAAAUAUCCUCCCAAGACGAUAUGGCGUUUACACUUCGUGCUGUGGACGCCAGACAUAUGACAACAGAAAGUACAUUUGCUGUUCUGGACGAGUUGUCCCACGUCGUUUUGGUAGGAAUACUUCAUGUUGCCGCUAUACACCGUACAAUCGACUGACCCAAACCUGCUGCUACCCAAAUAUUCUCCCAAGACGAUAUGGGGUCUACACUUCAUGCUGUGGACGCCAGACAUAUGACAACAGAAAGUACAUUUGCUGUUCUGGACGAGUUGUACCACGUCGGUUUGGUAGGAAUACAUCUUGUUGCCGCUACACACCAUACAACAGACUGGCCAAGAUCUGCUGCUUCCCAAAUAUCCUCCCAAGACGAUAUGGCGUUUACACUUCGUGCUGUGGACGCCAGACAUAUGACAACAGAAAGUACAUUUGCUGUUCUGGACGAGUUGUCCCACGUCGUUUUGGAAGGAAUACUUCAUGUUGCCGCUACACACCCUACAACCGACUGAAGCAGAUCUGCUGCUACCCAAAUAUCCUCCCAAGACGAUAUGGCGUUUACACUUCGUGCUGUGGACGCCAGACAUAUGACAACAGGAGGUACAUUUGCUGUUCUGGACGAGUUGUCCCACGUCGUUUUGGCAGGAAUACUUCUUGUUGCCGCUACACACCCUACAACCGACUGAAGCAGAUCUGCUGCUACCCAAAUAUCCUCCCAAGGCUAUAUGGGGUCCACACUUCGUGCUGUGUACGCAGGACAUAUGACAACAGAAAGUUUAUUUGCUGUUCUGGACGAGUUGUCCCACGUCGUUUUGGUAGGAAUACUUCAUGUUGCCGUUACACACCCUACAACCGACUGAAGCAGAUCUGCUGCUACCCAAAUAUCCUCCGAAGACGAUAUGGCGUUUACACCUCGUGCUGUGGACGCCAGACAUAUGACAACAGGAGGUACAUUUGCUGUUCUGGACGAGUUGUCCCACGUCGCUUUGGAAGGAAUACUUCAUGUUGCCGCUAUACACCGUACAAUCGACUGACCCAAACCUGCUGCUACCCAAAUAUUCUCCCAAGACGAUAUGGGGUCUACACUUCAUGCUGUGUACGCCAGACAUACGACAACAGAAAGUUUAUUUGCUGUUCUGGACGAGUUGUCCCACGUCGUUUUGGAAGGAAUACUUCUUGUUGCCGUUACACACCCUACAACCGACUAAAGCAGAUCUGCUGCUACCCAACUGUCCUCCCAAGACGGUAUGGCGUUUACACUUCGUGCUGUGGACGCCAGACAUAUGACAACAGGAGGUACAUUUGCUGUUCUGGACGAGUUGUUUUACGUCGAUAUGGCAAGAUUACAUCUUGUUGCCGCUACACACCAUACAACCCAUUGACCAAGAUCUGCUGCUACCCAAAUAUCCUCCCAAGACGAUAUGGCGUUUACACUUCCUGCUGUGGACGCCAGACAUAUGACAACAGAAAGUACAUUUGCUGUUCUGGUCGAAUUGUUUUACGUCGAUAUGGCAAGAAUACAUCUUGUUGCCGCUACACACCAUACAACCCACUGACCAAGAUCUGCUGCUACCCAAAUAUCCUCCCGAGACGAUAUGGCGUUUACACUUCGUGCUGUGGACGCCAGACAUAUGACAACAGAAAGUACAUUUGCUGUUCUGGACGAGUUGUACCACGUCGGUUUGGUAGGAAUACAUCUUGUUGCCGCUACACACCAUACAACAGACUGGCCAAGAUCUGCUGCUUCCCAAAUAUCCUCCCAAGACGAUAUGGCGUCUACACUUCGUGCUGUGGACGCCAGACAUAUGACAACAGAAAGUACAUUUGCUGUUCUGGACGAGUUGUCCCACGUCGUUUUGGUAGGAAUACUUCAUGUUGCCGCUACACACCCUACAACCGACUGAAGCAGAUCUGCUGCUACCCAAAUAUCCUCCCAAGACGAUAUGGCGUUUACACCUCGUGCUGUGGACGCCAGACAUAUGACAACAGGAGGUACAUUUGCUGUUCUGGACGAGUUGUCCCACGUCGCUUUGGAAGGAAUACUUCAUGUUGCCGCUAUACACCGUACAAUCGACUGACCCAAACCUGCUGCUACCCAAAUAUUCUCCCAAGACGAUAUGGGGUCUACACUUCAUGCUGUGUACGCCAGACAUACGACAACAGAAAGUUUAUUUGCUGUUCUGGACGAGUUGUCCCACGUCGUUUUGGAAGGAAUACUUCUUGUUGCCGUUACACACCCUACAACCGACUAAAGCAGAUCUGCUGCUACCCAAUUGUCCUCCCAAGACGGUAUGGCGUUUACACUUCGUGCUGUGGACGCCAGACAUAUGACAACAGGAGGUACAUUUGCUGUUCUGGACGAGUUGUUUUACGUCGAUAUGGCAAGAAUACAUCUUGUUGCCGCUACACACCAUACAACCCACUAACCAAGAUCUGCUGCUACCCAAAUAUCCUCCCAAGACGAUAUGGCGUUUACACUUUGUGCUGUGGACGCCAGACAUAUGACAACAGGAGGUACAUUUGCUGUUCUGGACGAGUUGUUUUACGUCGAUAUGGCAAGAAUACAUCUUGUUGCCGCUACACACCAUACAACCCACUGACCAAGAUCUGCUGCUACCCAAAUAUCCUCCCAAGACGAUAUGGCGUUUACACUUCCUGCUGUGGACGCCAGACAUAUGACAACAGGAGGUACAUUUGCUGUUCUGGUCGAGUUGUUUUACGUCGAUAUGGCAAGAAUACAUCUUGUUGCCGCUACACACCAUACAACCCACUGACCAAGAUCUGCUGCUACCCAAAUAUCCUCCCGAGACGAUAUGGCGUUUAUACUUCGUGCUGUGGACGCCAGACAUAUGACAACAGAAAGUACAUUUGCUGUUCUGGACGAGUUGUACCACGUCGGUUUGGUAGGAAUACAUCUUGUUGCCGCUACACACCAUACAACAGACUGGCCAAGAUCUGCUGCUUCCCAAAUAUCCUCCCAAGACGAUAUGGCGUUUACACUUCGUGCUGUGGACGCCAGACAUAUGACAACAGAAAGUACAUUUGCUGUUCUGGACGAGUUGUCCCACGUCGUUUUGGUAGGAAUACUUCAUGUUGCCGCUACACACCCUACAACCGACUGAAGCAGAUCUGCUGCUACCCAAAUAUCCUCCCAAGACGAUAUGGCGUUUACACUUCGUGCUGUGGACGCCAGACAUAUGACAACAGGAGGUACAUUUGCUGUUCUGGACGAGUUGUCCCACGUCGUUUUGGCAGGAAAACUUCUUGUUGCCGCUACACACCCUACAACCGACUGAAGCAGAUCUGCUGCUACCCAAAUAUCCUCCCAAGGCUAUAUGGGGUCCACACUUCGUGCUGUGUACGCAGGACAUAUGACAACAGAAAGUUUAUUUGCUGUUCUGGACGAGUUGUCCCACGUCGUUUUGGAAGGAAUACUUCUUGUUGCCGUUACACACCCUACAACCGACUGAAGCAGAUCUGCUGCUACCCAAAUAUCCUCCGAAGACGAUAUGGCGUUUACACCUCGUGCUGUGGACGCCAGACAUAUGACAACAGGAGGUACAUUUGCUGUUCUGGACGAGUUGUCCCACGUCGCUUUGGAAGGAAUACUUCAUGUUGCCGCUAUACACCGUACAAUCGACUGACCCAAACCUGCUGCUACCCAAAUAUCCUCCCAAGACGAUAUGGCGUUUACACUUUGUGCUGUGGACGCCAGACAUAUGACAACAGGAGGUACAUUUGCUGUUCUGGACGAGUUGUUUUACGUCGAUAUGGCAAGAAUACAUCUUGUUGCCGCUACACACCAUACAACCCAUUGACCAAGAUCUGCUGCUACCCAAAUAUCCUCCCAAGACGAUAUGGCGUUUACACUUCCUGCUGUGGACGCCAGACAUAUGACAACAGGAGGUACAUUUGCUGUUCUGGUCGAAUUGUUUUACGUCGAUAUGGCAAGAAUACAUCUUGUUGCCGCUACACACCAUACAACCCACUGACCAAGAUCUGCUGCUACCCAAAUAUCCUCCCGAGACGAUAUGGCGUUUACACUUCGUGCUGUGGACGCCAGACAUAUGACAACAGAAAGUACAUUUGCUGUUCUGGACGAGUUGUACCACGUCGGUUUGGUAGGAAUACAUCUUGUUGCCGCUACACACCAUACAACAGACUGGCCAAGAUCUGCUGCUUCCCAAAUAUCCUCCCAAGACGAUAUGGCGUUUACACUUCGUGCUGUGGACGCCAGACAUAUGACAACAGAAAGUACAUUUGCUGUUCUGGACGAGUUGUCCCACGUCGUUUUGGUAGGAAUACUUCAUGUUGCCGCUACACACCCUACAACCGACUGAAGCAGAUCUGCUGCUACCCAAAUAUCCUCCCAAGACGAUAUGGCGUUUACACUUCGUGCUGUGGACGCCAGACAUAUGACAACAGGAGGUACAUUUGCUGUUCUGGACGAGUUGUCCCACGUCGUUUUGGCAGGAAUACUUCUUGUUGCCGCUACACACCCUACAACCGACUGAAGCAGAUCUGCUGCUACCCAAAUAUCCUCCCAAGGCUAUAUGGGGUCCACACUUCGUGCUGUGUACGCAGGACAUAUGACAACAGAAAGUACAUUUGCUGUUCUGGACGAGUUGUCCCACGUCGUUUUGGUAGGAAUACUUCAUGUUGCCGCUACACACCCUACAACCGACUGAAGCAGAUCUGCUGCUACCCAAAUAUCCUCCCAAGACGAUAUGGCGUUUACACCUCGUGCUGUGGACGCCAGACAUAUGACAACAGGAGGUACAUUUGCUGUUCUGGACGAGUUGUCCCACGUCGCUUUGGAAGGAAUACUUCAUGUUGCCGCUAUACACCGUACAAUCGACUGACCCAAACCUGCUGCUACCCAAAUAUUCUCCCAAGACGAUAUGGGGUCUACACUUCAUGCUGUGUACGCCAGACAUACGACAACAGAAAGUUUAUUUGCUGUUCUGGACGAGUUGUCCCACGUCGUUUUGGAAGGAAUACUUCUUGUUGCCGUUACACACCCUACAACCGACUAAAGCAGAUCUGCUGCUACCCAACUGUCCUCCCAAGACGGUAUGGCGUUUACACUUCGUGCUGUGGACGCCAGACAUAUGACAACAGGAGGUACAUUUGCUGUUCUGGACGAGUUGUUUUACGUCGAUAUGGCAAGAAUACAUCUUGUUGCCGCUACACACCAUACAACCCACUAACCAAGAUCUGCUGCUACCCAAAUAUCCUCCCAAGACGAUAUGGCGUUUACACUUUGUGCUGUGGACGCCAGACAUAUGACAACAGGAGGUACAUUUGCUGUUCUGGACGAGUUGUUUUACGUCGAUAUGGCAAGAAUACAUCUUGUUGCCGCUACACACCAUACAACCCACUGACAAAGAUCUGCUGCUACCCAAAUAUCCUCCCAAGACGAUAUGGCGUUUACACUUCCUGCUGUGGACGCCAGACAUAUGACAACAGGAGGUACAUUUGCUGUUCUGGUCGAGUUGUUUUACGUCGAUAUGGCAAGAAUACAUCUUGUUGCCGCUACACACCAUACAACCCACUGACCAAGAUCUGCUGCUACCCAAAUAUCCUCUCGAGACGAUAUGGCGUUUACACUUCGUGCUGUGGACGCCAGACAUAUGACAACAGAAAGUACAUUUGCUGUUCUGGACGAGUUGUACCACGUCGGUUUGGUAGGAAUACAUCUUGUUGCCGCUACACACCAUACAACAGACUGGCCAAGAUCUGCUGCUUCCCAAAUAUCCUCCCAAGACGAUAUGGCGUUUACACUUCGUGCUGUGGACGCCAGACAUAUGACAACAGAAAGUACAUUUGCUGUUCUGGACGAGUUGUCCCACGUCGUUUUGGUAGGAAUACUUCAUGUUGCCGCUACACACCCUACAACCGACUGAAGCAGAUCUGCUGCUACCCAAAUAUCCUCCCAAGACGAUAUGGCGUUUACACUUCGUGCUGUGGACGCCAGACAUAUGACAACAGGAGGUACAUUUGCUGUUCUGGACGAGUUGUCCCACGUCGCUUUGGAAGGAAUACUUCAUGUUGCCGCUAUACACCGUACAAUCGACUGACCCAAACCUGCUGCUACCCAAAUAUUCUCCCAAGACGAUAUGGGGUCUACACUUCAUGCUGUGUACGCCAGACAUACGACAACAGAAAGUUUAUUUGCUGUUCUGGACGAGUUGUCUCACGUCGUUUUGGAAGGAAUACUUCUUGUUGCCGUUACACACCCUACAACCGACUGAAGCAGAUCUGCUGCUACCCAACUGUCCUCCCAAGACGAUAUGGGGUCCACACUUCCUGCUGUGUACGCAGGACAUAUGACAACAGAAGGUACAUUUGCUGUUCUGGACGAGUUGUACCACGUCGUUUUGGUAGGAAUACAUCUUGUUGCCGCUACACACCGUACAACCGACUGACCCAGAUCUGCUGCUACCCAAAUAUCCUUCCAAGGCUAUAUGGGGUCCACACUUCGUGCUGUGUACGCAGGACAUAUGACAACAGAAAGUACAUUUGCUGUUCUGGACGAGUUGUCCCACGUCGUUUUGGUAGGAAUACUUCAUGUUGCCGCUACACACCCUACAACCGACUGAAGCAGAUCUGCUGCUACCCAAAUAUCCUCCCAAGACGAUAUGGCGUUUACACCUCGUGCUGUGGACGCCAGACAUAUGACAACAGGAGGUACAUUUGCUGUUCUGGACGAGUUGUCCCACGUCGCUUUGGAAGGAAUACUUCAUGUUGCCGCUAUACACCGUACAAUCGACUGACCCAAACCUGCUGCUACCCAAAUAUUCUCCCAAGACGAUAUGGGGUCUACACUUCAUGCUGUGUACGCCAGACAUACGACAACAGAAAGUUUAUUUGCUGUUCUGGACGAGUUGUCCCACGUCGUUUUGGAAGGAAUACUUCUUGUUGCGGCUUCACACCCUACAACCGACUUACCCAGAUCUGCUGCUACCCAACUGUCCUCCCAAGACGAUAUGGGGUCCACACUUCCUGCUGUGUACGCAUGACAUAUGACAACAGAAAGUACAUUUGCUAUUCUGGACGAGUUAUCCCACGUCGUUUUUGAAGGAAUACUUCUUGUUGCCGCUACACACCGCACAACCGACUGACCCAGAUCUGCUGCUACCCAAAUGUCCUCCCAAGACGAUAUGGGGUCCACACUUCCUGCUCUGUACGCAGGAUAUAUGACAACAGAAAGUAAAUUUGCUGUUCUGGACGAGUUAUCCCACGUCGUUAUGGCAGGAAUACAUCUUGUUGCCGCUUCAAACCGUUUAUUUUGCUACCCGUUUGUUAGACCAAGACGAUUUGAUAGUUUUAAUUCAUGUUGCCGCUUUAUAUCAUAUAAUCGUUUAACUCAUUUUUGUGUUUCUUGGGGUGUUGCGCUUUGUUAAAAUGGGCUUUUGUGGCAUUGUGCUAGAGUCAUUCAUUCUGGGUACUAAUUGCUGUAUCGUGCCAUUGAUACUUGUGUGUAGAAUGUUUUGCUGUCGGUAUCGCUCUUGAAAGUGGUUUUUGAGUAUACUCUAGCAAGCCUCGGAAUUCUUUUCCAGCGAUUUACAUUCCCGACUCAUCUUUCUUUUCUAUGCCCGUGCAUCACAGACAUCCAGGUAUCAUUUUCUUCUGAAAUACUUUUAUAGCAUCUAUAUAACAAUUUACACAAAUUAUAUCUAAACGAAAUUGCAGCCGUUCUCGUGGGAUAUCCUAGAAUCUUGAACGCGAAUACUGUUUUGUGAGAAAAGAUUGCUUCGUACCCUUAAUCCUUUCCCCUACUGUAGCUGUUGGCUUUCGUUUAUCUGCUGUGCCCAUAUUCGUCUUGUGACAGGCCUGAUAAGUGUGCAUAUCCGCCGUGGUUACAUUUGUCUGCAGCAGGCCUGGCAAGGCUUUGCAUAACUGCUGUGUCUGCAGUCGUCUAUAGCUGGCUGGGCAAAGCUCUGUAUAUCUGUUAGUUUUGGCAAACUGUUUAUAUCCUUGAUCAGAUAGGACGUUUACCGCUUCCAUAGGACGCUGAUAUGGACUGCGAUGAGAUAAUUAGUUGUAAAGGGCCCAUGGACGUAUCUCUCAAAGGCCGGUGCUAUUGAAAUUAAAACGGUUAUAAUUCAGAGAAGGUUUGAGAUUUUCAAAUGAUACUUGAAAUGAAGGGUUUAAAAAUCACAUUUUUUGCAAUAAUCUUUUGUUUUCUUUUUAUUUAGAGAAAAACAAAGCUAAAUAUCCAGCAUGGUCUUAUUUUGCGAGGGAAUAACUGUCACAAGUUCACGAACAACUACAAUUUUACUUUGAAAUUCGACUUUUGUCACGCUUCUUGCACAUUGCAACCAAGUUGCAUAGCAAUAAGAUACGUCAUGGACCCUUAAUUACUUUGUAGUAAUAAGGAAAGCAGCGGGUAGAGGCUACAAUCUUUGCAGAUUAUAUCAGCAGAUGUUGGCCCUCUCCUGCACAGAUGUUACAGGGCCACUAGGUAUUAGUACAUGAACAUUUGUAGGGAGACAUUAUCAUCAAUUUAUGGACUUUAUUUUAUCCGAUUUUGUAGUUUAGAAGUUUAUUUUUAGUUUGCUUCGUCGAUUAAGUGUGUUUAGGAAUGUGAUUCGGAAACCCGUAGGCAACACCUACGUUAAAACGUGCAUCUAGGAGGCGCACAAAUCACAUCUCAAAGUUAUAUGGCUUAGAUAGUGUAAUCUACUUCCUAUGCGUCGGUACAAGCAAAGGGUUUCCCGGCAGCGCUUUUUAUCUACGAAAAUGCUCAGGAUUAGCCUACGCCUUUCUGCAAUUUUAGGCAUGUCCUUUUCUUGUUCCACCAAGUAAAAAUAGAGGCACUUUUGCAAGUAAUAAUCAGCUGCGAAGAGCAGUUGAAUAAGUGUUUGAAUCAGAAAGACCAGGAGAUCAAUGAAAGAAGACGAAAUAACUUGCUUCUAGCAAGCCAUAUUUUCGUUCCCGUUUUAUACUAUAUUGUUUUAAUAUACCGUUCUACUGGUUUUACACUAAAUUCUAGACCAUUCUACAUUACUUACUCAUUUGGCUAUAUAAUUGUAACUUUAAAUUAGUUCAUAUUAACUUGGCUUUUGCUACAAUAAAUGUGUGUUUUCGAUUA